Messenger RNA from Pogoniulus pusillus (Red-fronted tinkerbird), 2637 nucleotides. RefSeq names its product chromatin licensing and DNA replication factor 1 (gene CDT1). Bases 138 to 2012 code for a protein of 624 amino acids. Gene Ontology annotation, molecular function: DNA polymerase binding; DNA binding. Gene Ontology annotation, biological process: DNA replication preinitiation complex assembly; DNA replication checkpoint signaling; mitotic cell cycle. Gene Ontology annotation, cellular component: nucleus. The record is from RefSeq and is a predicted model, not a curated record. Lineage: Eukaryota; Metazoa; Chordata; Aves; Piciformes; Lybiidae. The transcript has 10 exons.
GGCGCUUGCGGCCGCGCGGGUUCCCGCCAAACGGCGGCGGCUUUGGCGCGCGCGGCAACGGGCGCACGUGUCGGCGCGCCGGCACCGGGAUCGGCACCGGGAUCGGCACCGGGAUCGGCACCGGGAUCGGCACCAGCAUGGCCCAGCUCCGCCUCACUGACUUCUUUGGCCGCACCAAAGCUGCCACCGGAGCCCCGGCCAAGAGCGGCGGCGGCAGUCGGCUAAAGGCGGCCAUUACCGGCCCCCAGGUGCACCGAGAGGCGGAGAAUGAGGAGGAGGGUGCCUUGCUGGGGCUCCCCGCUGCUCUCCGUACCCCGGCCCGCGGUGACUCGCCGGCGCUGCGGGGAUUGGCGGGGAGAAAACGGAGCCGCCGGGAGAUGGAACCGGAGUCGCCGCCUGUGGCAGGGGGAGCUCGAUCUGGGGGACCGGUAGCGAAAUCGGCGCGGAAGAGGCUGGAGAUGCACCGGGAGGCGAGAGCGGAGCUGCUGGCUGUAGACACCAGCCCCUCAUCUCUGACCACUGCCUGUCCUAUGAUGUCACCCUCACUGGAACUGGCAGCAGACCCCCCAGCUAGCACUCCCAGCCGGGGGCAGGAUGGAGGGACACAACCUGGCACAGCUGCCCCAGGGACAACCAGGCGCCUGCAGCGGGAGGAGCUGGCUGGGCUGCAGAGUCGCUUGCAGAAGGUGAAGGCACUGGCCCAGUUGGCCAAGUUGGCACCAGUUCCUGCUGGGGUCAACACUGAGUUGCAGAGCCGCCUGGAGCGAGUGCGGCAGCUGGAGCAGCGGAUCCGUGAGAAGAAAGCGGGAGGCAAAGCCACACCAGAACAACCAUCUGGGGACGCCACAGUGGCAGCUCCUGCAGCAGAGGCUGGCAGCGAGAAGGUCCCUGCGUACCAGCGGUUCCACACCCUCGCUCAGGACGUGCCCCCAGGGCUCACGCUGCCCUACAAGUUCAAGGUGCUGGCAGAGAUGUUCCGCAGCGUGGACACCAUCGCUGGGAUGCUCUUCAACCGUUCCGAGACCAUCACCUUCACCAAGGUCAAGCAGGGGGUGCAGGACAUGAUGCACAAGCGGUUUGAGGAGCGGCAUGUGGGGCAGAUCAAGGCUGUGUACCCCACCUCGUACAAGCUGCGCCAGGAGAAGAACGUCCCCACGUUUGGCAGUGGCAUCAAGAAGUCAGACUACCAGCUGACGCUGGAGCCAGUGCUGGAGGAAGAGGAGAAGGUGAACGGCCGCCCGCACUUGUCGGCAUCGCGCUUGCUGGAGCGCAGGAAGGAGUUCCACCGCAACCUGGUCAACAUCGUCAAGCAGCACCACAAGGCAUUCCUGGCCACUCUCAACCCUCCCAUGGUGGUUCCAGAGGAGAAGCUGACCCGCUGGCAUCCCCGUUUCAACGUGGACAAGGUGCCUGACAUCAGCCCAGCAGAGCUGCCGCGUCCACCCCAAGAAGACAGGCUGAGCACGGCUCAGGAGGUGCUGAGCACUGCUCGGGGCAUGCUGAACCCCAAGAUGGAAAAAGCUCUUGCCAACCUGGCCUUGAGAACCGCUGAAGCCAGUGCGGGGGAACCGGUGGUUGCCAAAGCACCGUCCCCUGCCAGCACCUCCAGUGCUCUCAGAGGGGUGUCCCAGGCCCUGCUCGAGAGGAUCCGCGCGAAGGAGGCAGAGAGGCUGCGGGCGCUGAUGACCCGCGCCCCGCGGCAGGAGGAGCGCCUCGCCAUGCUGGGCCGGCUGCCGGCCAUGGCCCGCGUCCUGCGCAACGUCUUCGUGGCCGAGAAGAAGCAGGCCCUGACCAUGGAGGUGACUUGUGCCCGCAUGGCUGACAGCUACAACGUCCAGAUGUCUCCUGGUGAGAUGGAGAAACACUUGAGGCUCUUUGCAGAGCUGCUGCCAGACUGGGUGGGGAUCCAUGCGAUCAGGACGGACACCUACAUCAAGCUGGACAAAGGGAAGGACCUUGGCCUCAUCACCGAGAGGCUUACCAAGGUGGCCAAGGAGGAAGAAACUCUCUGAGCACCACCCCAAGGGUCGAGGCUUCCCCAGUGCAGUCUCCUCUAAAUGUAGCAAAUUCAGAUAGUGCUCCUGGGGCUGGUGUGGGCUCAUCCUUGGGGAUGUCUGAAGAAGAGUAAAAUGUCUUUAAUAAAUCCCUUUGCCAGGGUCCCUGAGGAGGGUAGCUCCCAUAACCCUUGUGCUGAAGGCCACAUAGUCCUGGAGUGAGGAUACAGGUGGUGUAGAGGAGUUAGAAGCUUUUCUGCUCAAUGCCUUCUCCUUGGGGUUUCAUGCAGGAGGUUUCUCCUUGAGGUUUCAUGGAGGCAGGUUUGAUGUGGGAGGCUCCUCACGUUUUCACGGAGGCUUCUCCCCAAGGUUCCAUGCAGGAAGCCUCAGAUUCAUGAAGGGAAGGACCUCCUCGAGGUUUCAUAGAGGCUUCUCCUUGUGGUUUCAAGCAGGUCUCUCCCAUUAACUUGGGCCCUGGUGGGGUGGAAGCAGGAAGUAGGUAGAGAAGUUCACAACUGGAUGUUUUUUGGAGCUCUGGGCUGUAGUUCUGUGUUUUAGGGGAAGGGAAAAGUCAUCUCCAGUGCUGUUGGGAUGCAACUGCAGGACUUGUCAAAACACAUUUGCAUUAAAUGUUUUAACUAGA